This is a messenger RNA of Bombyx mori (domestic silkworm), 4134 nucleotides long. RefSeq lists its product as uncharacterized. Lineage: Eukaryota; Metazoa; Arthropoda; Insecta; Lepidoptera; Bombycidae. The transcript has a single exon. The record is from RefSeq and is a predicted model, not a curated record. The coding region runs from base 1 to 4134 and encodes 1377 amino acids.
AUGCCGAUAACGCGGUCAACAGGAAGAGGACGGAUCGAAACAAAACAGUCGCCGCCCUCAGAAACCACAGCUACAACACAGAGCGUGUGGACAGAAACAACCGCGAAUACCGUCAUGAGUCUGGUAGCCCCCACAGCAGAAUCAUUGUGCGCAACAGCCAACAUGGAAGCCACGAUGAAAGUCGCAGAGAAACCUGGGAACUCAAAAACAGAGGCCGUCAAACAGUAUAUAGCCAAACAGAAUGACGUGCCAACAAAACAGCGCGCCGGUACAGUCAAAACUGACCGGUCGCGAAACAGAAAAGAACAGAAGAUAGCCAAAGCUAGAGAAGAGCUCGCCCGCCUACAGGUGGAGUUAGCAGCCGCCCGAUUGGCCACGCUCGAAGCUGGAUCUGAUGACGAAAACAGCGAAUCAGAAUACAGUAAGUCAGAACUCGACGAAAGAGUGGGCACGUGGUUGGAAACCCAACCCACAAAAACAGAAAAUGACGACCAGCAUAAUGAAAAACCGGCGGGAACCUGCGACAAACAAGACUUCUCAGAUCUAACCGCAGCAAUAACACUCGCCGUCAAAGCCGCCCGCGAACCAAGAUACACAGAAUUGCCAUUCUUUAAUGGAAAUCACCAAGAUUGGCUAUCCUUUCGUGCAGCCUAUCACGAGACGAUGAAUUCAUUUACAAAAACAGAAAAUAUAAACAGACUCAGAAGGAACCUGAAAGGAAGGGCAAAGGAAGCCGUUGACGGAUUACUUAUAACGAACGCUGAUCCGUCCGACGUCAUAAGAAGUCUAGAAGCGCGAUUCGGAAGACCGGAAACAAUAGCCAUAACGGAGUUAGACACGCUACGAGCGCUGCCAAGACUAACAGAAACACCAAGAGACAUUUGUAUAUUCUCCAGUAAGGUGACCAACGCCGUAGCUACGCUUCGUGCAUUAAAUUGCACACAUUACUUAUAUAAUCCGGAAACUACCAAAACAAUGUUAGAAAAACUCACACCAACACUACGUUACCGAUACUACGACUUCACCGCGGUACAACCGAAGGAGGAUCCGGAUCUGAUUAAAUUUGAAAAAUUCAUGAAAAGAGAAGCCGAACUGUGCAGCCCUUAUGCACAGCCCGAACAGGCGGGGCACUACUCGCAGCCCGCACAACACAACAGACGCACACAGAACGUGCACAUAGUCAGUGAGAAGCCAUCACGAGCUAAAUGUCCGGUAUGUAGCAACACUGAACACACCACAACAGGCUGUUACAUCUUCAAGAAGGCAGACUCAAACACAAGAUGGGACAUCGCCAAGAAUAAACACCUGUGUUUCCGAUGUCUACAGUAUAAGAAUAAAACCCACAACUGCAAACCGAACACGUGUGGCAUCAAUGACUGCAAAUACACUCACAACAAGAUGCUGCACUUCGACAGAAAAAUUGAAAAAACAGACAAGAGUAACAAGGAAACAACAGAGAACAUUAAUUCCGCUUGGACCGGAAAACAGAAACAGUCCUAUUUGAAAAUAAUCCCAGUCCAAGUACAAGGACCGAUAGGCACGGUUGAUACAUACGCGCUGCUUGACGAUGGAUCGACGGUGACACUCAUAGACGAAAUCAUUCGCAAGAAGACUGGAAUAACAGGAUCAAUCGAUCCGUUACACAUACAGGCGAUUAACAACAUAAAAUCAACGGAAACAAGGUCAAGAAGAGUCAACCUCACGCUCAGAAGCCUCAACAGUCGAAAAGAAAUAAUACAAGCGAGAACAGUUAACGACCUACAAGUAACAGCACAAAAAAUACCAAAGGAACAGAUAGAUGAGUAUUCGCACCUACGAGACAUCAGUGACAUCAUCACGUACGAGAACGCGAAACCUGGAAUACUGAUUGGCCAAGACAACUGGCACAUGUUACUAGCUUCGAAAGUUAGACGAGGCAACAGGAAUCAGCCAAUAGCGUCACGGACACCUCUAGGCUGGGUACUGCAUGGAGGUCGCACUCGUACCCUAGGCCACCACAUAAACUACAUAAAUCAUGCUAGCGAAAACCAGGAAGAUGAUAAAAUAGAAAAUCUGGUAAAACAGUGUUUCGCUAUGGAUGCGCUAUGCAUCACACCAAGAAGACCAAAAACAGACCCAGAGGAACAGGCGCUUCGCAUCCUCAACAGCAAUACAGUCCACACAACAGAUGGAAGAUACGAAACUGCUCUGCUCUGGAAAACAGAUAAUGUCAGUCUACCAGACAACUACAAUAACUCGUUAAAGCGACUGAUAAAUAUAGAAAACAAACUUGAUCGUAAUUCGGAACUGAAACAGAAAUACACAGAACAGAUGGAAGCACUCGUUGCGAAAGGCUACGCCGAGCCCGCUCCAAAAACAAAAACAGAGAACAGAACGUGGUAUCUACCUCACUUCGCCGUCGUGAACCCCCUGAAGCCGGAAAAACUCCGAGUCGUCCACGACGCCGCCGCCAGAACAAGAGGGGUAGCUUUAAAUGAUAUGCUGCUUAAGGGACCGGACCUACUCCAAUCACUACCAGGAGUGAUAAUGCGAUUCAGACAGCAUAAUAUAACAGUAAUAGCAGACAUCAAAGAGAUGUUCAUACAAGUAAAAUUGAGACAUGAAGACAGAGACGCGCUCCGUUAUCUCUGGUGCAAAGAUCAGCGAGAUGACAAGCCCCCAGAAGAAAACAGAAUGACCUCGUUGAUCUUCGGUGCGUCAAGUUCUCUUUCCACAGCGAUAUCUGUAAAGAGCUUGAACGCCCAGCAACAUGUAGCCACGCACCCGGAGGCGGCAGCCGCAAUACAGAAUAAACACUACGAAGACGACUUCUUAGACAGUUUUAAAGGUUUAAAAGAUGCAGUACGCAUAACAACAGACGUUCGUCGAAUACACGAAAAAGCUCAUUUUGAAUUAAAACAGUGGAAGUCAAACUCGCCGAGCCUACUUGAAACCCUUGGUGAAAACGAAAAUGGAAAUCAAGUGGAACUGUACAAGCCUGAAGAAAAAACUGAACGAGUACUCGGGCUCAUAUGGAAAACAGAAAAGGACGUGCUUACCUUCGACCUCAAUCUGACAAGAAUACCUCCACCGCUCGUCGAAGGCAAGAAGCCGACCAAGAGAGAAGCACUAAAAGUCGUAAUGUCGUUAUUCGAUCCGCUAGGCUUCGUGUCCCCAGUCACAAAUAGAGCAAAACAACUUCUGCAAGAAGUGUGGCGGCGAGGAACAUCAUGGGACGAUGAAAUAGAUAACGACCUGUCGACACACUGGCAGGCCUGGGUGAAGCAGCUGAGAAACCUGCACAAUAUAGCCAUCCCAAGAUGUUACUUAAACUACAGCGACACGACCACAUUACAGCUACACGUCUUCACCGACGCAAGUGAAUCCGCCUACGCUGCAGCACUAUACUGGCGAACGAUAAGUCCGAAUAAUAGAAUCGACGUGUCACUGAUUAUGAGCAAAGCAAAGGUAGCGCCCCUGAAACUCACUUCUAUACCGAGACUGGAACUACAAGCCGCCACUCUCGAAGCACGCCUCGCUGAAGCUGUAAUAGCGGAACACGACAGAAAGCCGGAUUCGAAGACCUUCUGGACCGACAGUAAGACAGUAUUAACAUGGAUAAGAACGGGAUCACGCUCGUACAAACCAUACGUCGCCCACCGCCUGGCUGCUAUAGAAGAUAGUUCAACAGUAAACGAGUGGCGAUGGGUACCCACGAAGCACAACUUAGCCGACAACGUGACCCGAGACGUCCUAAUGCCAUACCAAUAUGAACAUAGAUGGUUCAGAGGGACAGAAUUCCUACGCCAACGAGAGGACUCCUGGCCGACGGAAUCAGCGUCAGAAACUACAGAACCGAUGGGUGAAGUAAAUAUAGCAGCUGCAGCACCGGCGGGAGCCUCAUGGCCGAGGCGUCGCCAUGAAAAGUGGAAGUGCCAGUCACGAAACACGCGCAUGCGAGGGAGAAGCGAUAGCAACGUAUCCUGGUCCGGACAACGUGACAACGUGAGGCGCAUCGUAGACAUCAGAACCAAGGGUGGAGUUCUACGGAGACCAGUACGAAAACUACUGAUCCUGCCCAUCGAAGAAGACCAUCCUGCACCGAGAAGAAUGCGACGGACUCGCACGGCGGGAGUAAUGUGCAGGACGAAAUAG